ACCCCCCUCCCGCACACACCUCCCAGGACUCCAGUCUCCUCCUCCAGCAGCAGUGCCUACAUCCUGCACUGAUUGGAGCUCUAUAAUUACCAGCCACCGCCAGGCAGCUGCUGCUGCUGGACCCUGUUCCCCUGGCAGCUCCGUCGCAGGGGCGUGCACAGAGGGCAGGAACGGGGGUCCCAUCGCAGCUGCUGGUUCACUAGGAAUUACGAUGCUUCCUUCUCCCUCUGCCAUCACCUCUCACGCACCUCCAGGCUCAGGGAUGCUUUGAACGGGGGCUCCUGGAGUAGAGACUGCAUGCCCCCACAUGCUGCUCAGUGCAGCCCUGGGGCUGGAGCCCAGGCCCCAACGGCUCUCCUUUCGGGGUAGCAAUCGCUCCUGGGUACUCUCGCUCUGGUCCCCUGGGGGGGCCAUGGCAGCAGGGUCCUGAGGUUGGCAUCGCAGACCCAGCACCAUGAUCCGGAAGAAGGGGUCGGAGGCAGGCACUCAGGACGCCAGCCUGCUCAUCGCCCUGGGCAAAAGCCGCUCCCGCCUGUCCAGCGGCUCCUCCGGCACCGUCUACAAUGGGGUGCCCUAUGGCGGCUUUGAGGAAGAGGACGAGGACGAUCCCAUCUACGUGCACGCUGACAAAGGCUACAGCCCCAACGUCAGGGGCAACUACUUCCGAGAUGGGCAAACCCAGAUUGACUUCGUGCUGGUCUGGGAGGAGAAGGUGCGCCCCCCGAAGAAGAGGAGGGGGAAGCUGGCCAGAGACGACCAGCCAGACGGGCACCGCGAGCGCUGGAAGAGGAAGUUCCUCAACAACCUGAGAAAUGCCGGGCUGCUGAUGGAGAAGGAGGAGACGCGGAGCGAGCGGAAGACCAUCCACUACCUGAAGCUGAGCGCCCCGUGGGACGUGCUGGUGUACUAUGCCCAGGAGCUGUGCAUGCGAGCACCCCUGCAGGCCCAGCCCAACCCGGACCGGAACAGCUCCGCCCGGGUCCUGAGGAGUCUGUGCAUCCCCAACCUGCUGCACCAGCACGUCCCCAACAAGCCCAUGGACUAUUACACCUGCGCCUUCCAACGGUCCAAGCUGGAUAAGUUCCUAGGCAGCGACUCCCGGGACUCCUACUUCAGCAGCACUCAGAGACAUCGCAUCGUCUAUGAGAUCCUGGCUCGCACCGUCUACGGGAAGCGGAAACGCGCCGAGAUCGGGAUCAACCGGCUGCUGAACGAGCGGGUGUACGCCGCUGCCUUCCCACUGCACGAGGGCCCCUUCGAGAUGCCUGAGUCUGAGGUUCCCAAUGAAGCCCUGAACCCUCGCCAAGUCCUCUACCGCUUCUGGGCCCAGUGGGGCUGCUGGUACCGGUACCAGCCACUGGAUCACAUCCGCGAGUACUUUGGGGAGAAGAUUGCCAUCUACUUCGCCUGGCUGGGCUUCUACACAGCCUGGCUGCUCCCUGCUGCGGCCGUGGGCACCGUGAUCUUCCUCGCAGGCCUGUUUGCCAUGGGAACCAACACGCCAGCGCAGGAGAUCUGUGAGAGCGGAGGCCAGUUUCUCAUGUGUCCGCUCUGCGACACGUGUGAGACCUGGAACAUCUCGGAGAUCUGCCCCAUGGCUAAGGUCGGGUACCUGUUUGAUCACCCCGGGACGGUUUUCUUCAGCGUCUUCAUGUCCUUCUGGGCUGUGACCUUCCUGGAGUACUGGAAGAGGAAAAGCGCCACGCUGGCUCACCACUGGGACUGCAUGGACUUCCAAGAGGAGGAGGAGCAGCCCAGGCCUGAGUUCGCUGCCAUGGCCCCGUGGAUGGAGCAGAACCCCAUCACAGGGGUGAAGGAGCCGUACUUCCCCAGGCGGGACCGCCUCUCCCGCGUUCUGACGGGCUCCAUGGCCAUUGUCAUCAUGCUGUGUGUGGUGAUGAUCUUCCUGGUCUCCGUGAUCAUGUACCGGGGCAUCAUCAGUGUGAUGAUGUAUCACACGGGCAACCCCAUUCUCAUGACCCAGGCUGGGAAUAUAGCGAACAUCAGCAGCACCCUGGUGAACCUAGCGCUGAUCCUCCUCAUGAGCCAGGUCUACACCUCCCUGGCGGAGAAGCUCACCCGGUGGGAGAUGCACCGGACCCAGACCCUGCACGAGGACGCCUUCACCUUCAAAGUCUUCAUCUUCCAGUUCGUCAACUUCUACUCCUCCCCAUUCUACGUGGCCUUCUUCAAAGGCAGGUUUGUGGGGUACCCCGGGCAGUACGGUAUGCUUCUCGGCCUGAGGAACGAGGAGUGCGGCCCCGGGGGGUGCCUGAUCGAGUUGGCGCAGCAGCUGUUCAUCAUCAUGGUGGGGAAGCAGAUCAUCAGCAACAUCCAGGAGUUCGUCAUCCCCAAGCUGAAGGCCUGGCAGCAGAAGCGCAAGCUGGCCAGGGUGCGGGGCACGCAGAUCAGCCAGGAGCCCCCGCGCUGGGAAGAGAACUACGAGCUGAUCGAGUGCGAGGGGCUCUUUGAAGAGUACCUGGAGAUGGUGCUGCAGUUCGGGUUCAUCACGAUCUUCGUGGCUGCCUUCCCGCUGGCCCCGCUCUUUGCCCUGCUCAAUAACUGGGUGGAGAUCCGCCUGGACGCCCAGAAGUUCGUGUGUGAGUACCGGCGCCCGGUGGCCUACCGCACCCAGGACAUCGGGGUCUGGUUCCUCAUCCUGGAGGUCCUGGCUCAGAUCUCCGUCGUCGUCAACGCCUUCCUCAUUGCCUUCACCUCGGACUUCCUGCCCCGGCUCCUCUACCAGUACGAGCAUGAGAGCCAGCUGCAGGGCUACGUCAACUUCUCCUUGGCCUACUCCCCGCCACGCUACGUGGCCACCGGCAACCACACCCUGUGCAGGUACAAAGCCUUCCGGGAUGCCAAUGGGAACUACACCCUCUUCUACUGGAAGCUGCUGGCCAUCCGCCUGAGCUUUAUCAUCGCUUUCGAGCACGUUGUCUUUUUCUUCCUGCGCCUUAUCGACUGGCUGGUGCCCGAUGUCCCAGGGUCGCUGGAGCUGACGAUCAAGCGAGAGCGCUACUUAGCCAAGCAGGCUCUGGCCGAUAACCAGGAGGUGCUGCUGACGCAAGCAGCCUUUCAUCCAGCAGCAUGAGCUAGCCGCGCCGGCUGGGAGCAGCCCCUGGGGGCUUGGCAGAUGGGAAGGCAGAGCUGGCUGUGACCGGGGCCCCUCCACACUUGAUCAGGUGACUUGCCACUGGCAGGGUCCACGGAGCUGUCCAGAGGGGCCAGCAAGGCAGCAAUGGCCCAUCAAUGCCCCACAGAUGACUUUCGACCUCCAGAGUGCCAGGGCGAGGCUCGACGGACUCGGAGACAUGCCCGGCCUGGGUGUCACUAAUGAGGCAGCUGGCGUGUGCGGAGCAUCCCAAGCCCGGAGGAGGAAGCUGGAGCUGGCUGCCAGGGUGCUCCUGGCUGAGUUGGCCCAGUGGGCCCCUCGCUCGCCCCCAGCCUGCAAACGCUUUGCUGCCUCCAAGACGGGUGGUGAUGGGUCCAAAGCUGGUCACACUCCAAGACAAUCAGCAGCAGGGGCUCCAUGCGUCCGGCUGACUCUGACACAUGCCACGGCCCCUCCUAAUCACUGUGAGUGGGGCUGGCUGUAAGGCCAAGAUCACCCCAUUCAGAGCGAGCGGCCCUGGGACACAGAGCAGCAGCUGGAAGGGUGCACUGAGAGAAAUGCACUGCAAAUGCUUCAACGCAAAUGCCCCAGGGAGGAACAGUGAGACAUCCCCCCGCUCUGCCCUGUUGUUCAUCCCCCCGAUGCACACAGUGGGUCUGAGCCCUAGUGGGCCCAUAGCCCAAGUUGCUGGUGCAAUUUACGGCUCCUUUCACGGCUGAUCGGAGAUACCAGUAGAGACAGAGACACUGUGCCAACUUUUCCCUUCCUCCCAAGGCUCUCGGUGGAAUUAGUCUUCCAGCCCCAGCUCACUUACCUUCUGGGCCAAGAUCGUCCAGAGAAGUUUGGUAGCAGCUCCUGCGGGCUGGGCUGGCCUCCUCCGGGCCAUGACUGCAAGGGUUGUGAGGAGGGCAGGAGAGGCUGGGGGCAGCCAAUAGAUGCCAGCAGCCAGUGAUACAACCAGGCCUCUGUGACUGUCACGUCCUGUCCCCAUGUGAGAACCAGGCUGUCAAUUUCUCACACUUAGAAUGUUUGUGGAUUGACCCCGCACCAGGGAUGUAGUGAUGAGCACAGGUCCUUACCAAACUGGGCUAGGGUUCUGGCUCAGUUCACAACAGAGGACACAAUUAGUUAGACCCCCAAGGAGCAUGCGCCUUGUUAUAACUAAAGAGCACAAAGCUCCAUGGCUUUCAAGCCCUAAGGUAGCACACUUACACUUAACAACUCGGAUGCAAUAACGAGAUGAAUGGGAAAUGAAGCACCUCAGAAGCCCUGAAUCAGGAGCCCAAAGAACCUGAAAUGUCAUGACUUCAACUAGAUUUUUUAGACCCAUCCUUUCUGUAACUACUGGGCUACAUAUCCAAAUUCAGUCCCUCUCUGUGGCCAGCUAAGGUUUGUCCCUGUCCAUUAUCCAUACGCGGCAUUCCUAGUGUCCACAACCAAACUGCUGAUCAUUAACAUUAAUAAUUUGCACUGAUCAUUUCUUAACAAUCCCUAUACAGCUGUACAGUCAAACUGUCUAGGUACCACCAGGUUACCAAACUGCCAGACUCCAAGACCCCCUGAUUGCAAAAGCGGGUCUUGCAGAAACCAGAAUUUGCAACCUGGGAUUACGUUCUCAGGCUGGAAGCACAUUAGCUAAAAUCCCAGCUUUUGCAUGACAAAAAUGUAACCUUUCCCAUGGAGACAGGCAAAGCCUAAAACUCCCAAUUAUUUGUGGUCACCAACCAUGUUUCAAUCUAAUAGCUUUACAAAGCUACCACCUUGUACCACACGGGUCUCGACACUUAUAGCAAGUUAAGUUUAUGCAUGGGACUGGGUGAUAGGUCAACACAGGGCUGGGCUGGUGGGAGCCAGGGCCACUUACUCCACCAAUGACAUGCAGCUGUUCCAGGCCAGACUGAAGAGGGGCAGGGAGGGGAUAAUUUCAAGGCUAUAGAAAAGCUGCCACCAUUGUUUGAAUUUCCUCCAUGUGCAUGCUCAUUCCCAAGGGGAGCCACUGAAUGAGGACGUUCCCUGCCCUGCUCACCUGCAGUCCCCCUAAGCACCAAAGGGAGGUGCUGCAGGGUCAAUCAGACAAGGCGAUCCUGGCGGGCCAAACUUUGCGGCCUCUUCCAAGUCCUCUGCACAUAAUGCUAGCGACUCCGCUGAGCCUGGCCUGCCUGGAGCAUGCACCCCGGGCCACGCAGAGCUCCUUGUCAUGCUGUAUGUGCAGGGGGGUGAAUAAAACCAGGAAUGAC
Molecule: messenger RNA, 5352 nt
Organism: Dermochelys coriacea (leatherback sea turtle)
Lineage: Eukaryota; Metazoa; Chordata; Testudines; Dermochelyidae
Product: anoctamin-7-like
Exons: 23
Coding region: 455-3094 (879 amino acids)
Biological process (GO): chloride transmembrane transport
Cellular component (GO): plasma membrane
Molecular function (GO): chloride channel activity; protein dimerization activity
Source: RefSeq, a predicted model, not a curated record